Spodoptera litura is the source of this 1979-nucleotide messenger RNA. Its product is annotated as UNC93-like protein. The record is from RefSeq and is a predicted model, not a curated record. Gene Ontology annotation, molecular function: potassium channel regulator activity. Gene Ontology annotation, cellular component: plasma membrane; striated muscle dense body. Gene Ontology annotation, biological process: regulation of muscle contraction; regulation of potassium ion transport. NCBI's taxonomy places the organism in Eukaryota, Metazoa, Arthropoda, Insecta, Lepidoptera, Noctuidae.
UCAUUGGCUUCGGCCGCGGACGCUGGAAGGCGUGUUUUGUCGCUGUGUUUAGUCUGUGAAAGAUCGCAGGAGCGUCGCGCGCGCUCUUCUACUUUUUUAUUUUUUUCGCGCGCAAUAAAAGGUUUAUGUGAUAUUUUUAAUCUGUUACAAUUUUUGUUUGUCUUCUUUAAUGUGAUACAGAAUUAACGGAAAAAAGUGAAGUGUUCAAAUAAAAAUAGGAAUAAAACAAUGCCUUGACACAGAGGAUAAAAUAUACAAACAUAAUACAAACAAAAGAUUAGUUCAAUAUCAAAAAGUAGUUCAUUUUAUUAAAGGUUAAAAAGUGUAGUGUAAAAAUGUCCGAGGAAAAGUCACCGGUGCCGGUGGAAGGUCUGAAACCUAAUGAAACAUGGAGGAUCAUGAAGAAUGUGGUGGUCAUCAGCCUGGCUUUCAUGGUGCACUUCACAGCAUACAGUGGUGCAGCUAACCUUCAAAGCUCUAUAAACGCGGAGGCGGGUCUGGGCACCGCGUCACUAGCUGCGGUCUACGCUGGCCUCAUUUUCUCAAAUAUCUUCCUUCCUGUUGUAGUCAUAAAAUGGCUGGGCACAAAAUGGGCGAUUUCCCUAUCGUUCAUUACAUACAUGCCAUACAUAGCUGCCCAGCUUUACCCUACCUUCUACACCAUGAUCCCUGCAGGGUUGAUCGUGGGUCUUGGAGGCGGGCCGCUCUGGUGCGCCAAAUGUACUUACUUGUCUGUGGUAUCAGAAGCUCACAACAAGUUAUCCAACAUAUCAGCCGAGGCCCUGCUGGUUCGGUUCCUUGGCUUGUUCUUCAUGAUCUUCCAAAUGAACCAAGUUUGGGGCAAUCUCAUCUCUUCACUUGUGUUAUCAUCUGGGAACAACACGGCAGCAGUGACAGCAGUGAAUGAGUCGAUGAUUCCCGUACUAUGUGGAGCCAACUUCUUGCCUAGUGCUGAUGCUGGAGAGGCUCUGCCCACACAGCCACCAGAGAAGAUUCAGAUGAUUUCAGGAAUAUACCUCGCAUGUAUGGCCGGGGCAGCGCUUAUUGUAGCUAUAGGCGUUGACUCUAUGAAGAGGUACGACUCCGGUCGCUCAGGGUCUGGUGGAGGACUGUCAGGCAUGGCUCUCCUGGCUGUGACCUUGAAGCUGAUGGCGGAACCAACGCAGUUGCUACUCGUCAUCAUCAAUAUCUUCAUUGGACUGCAGCAGGCUUUCUUUGGAGCUGAUUUUACCGCUGCGUUCGUGUCGUGUGCUGUCGGAACCGGCUCAGUUGGGUUCGUUAUGAUGACUUACGGGUUAUCAGAUGCUAUUGGAUGUGUGGUAACAGGAUAUGUGGCUAAGUUAACGGGUCGUCUGCCCCUGCUCUGCGGCGCGACAAUAGUUCACGCAUCGUUGUUCACGGCGGUACUGACGUGGCGGCCUCAUGCUGGGGAGGAGUACGUGCUGUACAUCAUCGCCGUGCUCUGGGGGGUCUGUGACUCCAUAUGGAUCGUACAGAUUAAUGCAUACUACGGCCUCCUGUUCCCAGGUAGAGAAGAGGCAGCCUUCUCCAACUUCAGACUGUGGGAAUCCGUAGGCUACAUCAUAGCCUAUGUCAUAUCCCCAUAUCUGAGGACUAGUGCCAAAACGUACCUCAUGUUCGGCAUGAUGAUCGUCGGCGUAGCUUGCUACUUCAUCGUGGAGUACCAACAGCAUAUAAAGAAAAGAAAACUGGAGAACAAGAAGAAGGAUUUGUGUUAUAUUACUAAUACUAAAGGUUGUGAUAAUAUUGCUUUUCAAACGAUAGAAUAAAAUUUUGUGUAGUGUUACGUAAGUACAUUGUAUACGUAUAAUUAUGAAACAAUAUCAUGGCUGUAAUUUUUCAAUAGGAACAAUGUUUGUACUAGUAAUUGGGUAGUGUCCAGGGUAUCGAAAUUAAAAAUCUAAUUAGUCCGUCAGUUAGAUAAUGAAAAAAUAUUAGACACGUAUUUUUUAUUUACU